UUGCCUUCAAGUUACAGUCAACGCUGGGGAAAUUUCAGAGUGAUCUCUAUCAGUAUUUUAAUACAAGUACUGAUCCGAACCCUGAUGAGGUCUCGACCUUAACAGAGAUACAAUUACAAGGCGAGGAAAUUUUAGCUGAACUUAAUGCCAGAAUACAGUCCAUUAAAGAACAAGGCCAAGUUAAGUCCGACCCUGUUAAGAAUAGAAGUAAGCUACCGGAAUUAGAGCUUGUGUCUUUCCAUGGCAAUGUCCUAGAGUGGACCCAAUUUUGGGACCAGUUCAGUUCCAACAUUGAUCAAAGAAACUUGAGAGAUGUGGAUAAGUUUCUUUAUCUUAAGGCUUCCUUGAAGGGUGAAGCAAAAAUCAUAAUUGACGGUUUGGAAACCACAAACGAAAAUUAUAAAAUAGCCGUAGAUACACUUAAAGAAAGAUAUGGUAAUAGAAUACAGAUUAUUGACGCUCAUUACUCCUCCCUAUAUAAAGUUAAGAAAGCGAUGAAGCCUCAAGAUUGCAGGAAAACAUUAGAUGAAUUAGAAAGACACCUUAGAGUAUUGCAAUCCCUAGGAGAAGACACUAAUAAGAAUAACUUAAGGUUCCUUUUCAUGGAAAAAUUUCCUGAAGAUGUGAUUUAUGAGUUGAAACUGAAGUUGAAAACUGAAUCCACAGAAGAGAUAAGGAAACAGUUAAACGCUAUCAUAACGGCAAAGGAGGAUGUUGAUAGAAUUAAUGCAGAAGAUAAAAAUAGAGAACCUACUUUCACCACUGAAACGUUACACGUGAAAAUUAAUAAAGUUAAGGAUAAUAAUAAUAAACAUUUGAAGAAAUUCACUGGUGAAAGGAAAUUUAAAAAUAAAUAUAAUAUGAAACCUAAAGGGAAACCCAUCAAAACCGAACCGGGUACUUCAACGUUUUCUAGCGUAGACAGAAGGAAGAGACCGUAUGAAGCAAAUAACGAAUCAAGAAAUCAAUAUCCACCUAAAAAGCGAGACAGAAAAGAUUGUAUAUUUUGUCACGGUGAUCAUUUCAAUGAUAGUUGUCCGCGUUUUACAACUUUAGCUGAGAGAAGAGGCAAGUUGUCUGACCGUUGCUUCAUAUGUUUUAAAUAUGGCCAUCGACAGAACACCUGCAGAGUCAAACAUGUCUGCCAUUAUUGCAAGGCUAGAAACCAACAUAACAGAGCGUUGUGCCCUAAGAAAAGGAUAACUACAGAAAGAACCGUAUCUACCAAGACUUUCCAUGUGAGCGGAGAUGAAGCAACGAUACUCCAAACUGCUAUAGUAAAUGUCAUUGGACAGAAUGGUCAAAUUAAGAAAUGUAGAGUACUACUAGAUUCUGGAUCCCAAAGAAGCUACAUCACACAAACAGAAGCACAAAAUCUGAAUUUGGAACCUAUAGAAAAUCAUCACUUAUUUGUCUUUAUAUUUGGAUCAGAAAAACCACGAGAACUUGAUAGUCCUCUAGUAAAGUUUGCCAUUCAAACUCGAAACGAUGAACAAAAGGUGAUAUUUGCAAAUGUUGUACUUUCCAUCACUCAAGGCAUUCAUUAUCCAAAACAAAACCUAACGAAGUGGAUUCCCAAUUCAAAACACAAAUUAGCCGAUGAUGGCUCUCUUUCAGACAGAAUCGACAUUUUAAUUGGAAAUGAUUACUACCUCAGUUUUUUGUCAACAAAUAAAAUACAAUUACAAGAAAAUCUAUAUCUAGUAGACACCGAAAUAGGAUGGAUUCUAUCUGGAAAACCUGACAGUCGUCGUGACAAAGAUGAUAAUCUCUACGUACUUACCUAUUCACAAGCAUCGUGGGAAAAUAAAUUGAACGAGCCUGAUCCACCAUUAGACACAGGAAAUGUCAAAUCUCUAUGGGAACUGGAGUCGAUUGGCAUCACGGAUUCUCCAACGAUCAACCGAGAUGAAAUAGCGAUCAAACAUUUCAAUAAGAAUACAAUAUUCAAAGACAACAGAUAUUUUGUCAGCUGGCCAUGGAAUGAAUAUCCUCCUGAUCUACAAUCGAACAUAGGACAAGCACACGGCCGUUUGAUCAGCUUACUCAAGAGAAUGGACUUAGAAACCUUGCACAUGUAUGAUCAAACCUUGCAAGAACAACUUGAAUCUGGAGUUAUAGAAACUGUCAAGGAUAAAGAUAUUACUGAUCAUCCAAUUCAUUAUCUCAGUCAUCAUGGAGUGUCGGCACCUGGGAAGAAGCUAAGAAUAGUCUAUGAUGCGUCAGCAAAGACAAAGGACAGUAAGAGCCUUAACGAAUGCAUGUACUGCGGACCAAUGAUGCUAGAAGAUCUAUGCGGGUUGCUGAUAAAAUUCAGAUGUCAUAAAAUUGGAAUAACCGCUGAUGUAGAAAAGGCUUUUCUACAGAUAGGCCUGAAUGAUAAUGACAGAGAUGUCACAAGAUUUUUAUGGUUAAAAGAUGUAUCCAAACCAGCAGUGAAAGAGAAUCUCAUACAUUUAAGAUUUACACGAGUACCUUUCGGAAUUAUAUCAAGCCCAUUUUUAUUAAAUGCUACAAUCAAAAUGCACCUAUCCAGAUCCGACAAUGACAAACUAAAAAAUCUAGCCAACAAUAUAUAUGUAGAUAACGUUUUGACAGGAACAAACAGCGUCGAAGAAGCAACAAAACUGUAUAAAGACAGCAAAGACGUAUUCAAGCAAAUAUCAAUGAACCUUAGAGAGUGGAGUUCUAACUCUAAAGAAUUUAUGCAAAAUAUAACAGAUGCGACUACAGAUAAAACUGUGAAAACUCUUGGUCUGAACUGGGACUUAGAAAGGGACUCUAGCAACUGGCCAUGCCCACCCGUACGACACCUCUCCUUUUUCGAGGGGGAGGACAACGCUUUUGGAUUCCACAAGGAAGAGCACAAGUACAAAAAUAUAUCCGUAAAUGCCAGCAAUGUGUGA
Molecule: messenger RNA, 2906 nt
Organism: Leguminivora glycinivorella
Lineage: Eukaryota; Metazoa; Arthropoda; Insecta; Lepidoptera; Tortricidae
Exons: 3
Coding region: 495-2906 (803 amino acids)
Biological process (GO): proteolysis
Molecular function (GO): aspartic-type endopeptidase activity
Source: RefSeq, a predicted model, not a curated record